GGGAACAAGGAAGUGAAAAUAACAAAAAGAAGAACUUAUCACCAUAGUCACCACAGGAAAAAAAUUGUCCAAGAAAGAGUUGCAGAUUAUUAUUAUUUUUGACCAAGAUUUCCCAGGAGUUGAAGAGUGCUCCGACGGAAUUGCUGCAGGUGCGCGCAGGGCGUGAGAUGGGGACUCCAGGCAGAGAUGUGGCUGAAGACAUCAGCCAGCAGAUCAGCGAUGCUCUGGGACGCCUGCAAAGCAAGCAGCUCUUCCAAACCACCUGGGAUAUCGUGGCUUUUGCCAUCUUCUUCACCUUCAUCGGGAUGGUUCUCUUGCUGGGACUCCUUGCGUUGAUCCGAUGUUGCUGCUGUGAUUGUGAUGCUCCCAGUUCAUACAAGAAGGUCAAGAAAAGGAAAGUUGGUAUUGACAAUAGGGGCAUGGAGCCAUAGACGCCAUAUGACCAAUCGUCUGAGCAGCCGGCUUUAACUGAUUUUUCUCUGCUGUGCUGGAAUUUUUUUGUAAGAAAUCGGAUUUCUUCUGGAAGGAACUGUGGGACAGGUGAGCCCUCAUGAGGCUUAGAUGCUCCUACGAUGAUUCUUAGUCCAUGUCUGUGUGCCAUAAGUUGGGGCGAACAAUUCAGCCACUCUCACCGUUGGCAACUAUCCUUCUGAUCAUUAGUAACAAGGAAAGAGAUAAUGAAAUACCUAGUCCAUGAACAAUGAUAAUCCUCUUUUGCCAAACUCUUUUAUCUUGUGGGUCUACCAGUUGGGUUUGUUAGCAUGUGCUUUAAAAAUGGAAUCACAAGGGGUCUACUUUGGCCAUCUUAGUCCCAUCAAAUGCUGACAGCAACCAAAAAAAGAUCCAAUAAAUCUGUUAUUGAGAUGGGCUGCUUUUAUCGUCCUAGAUUGGAUUUCUCUAUAGAAGCAGUCCAGACCGUGUACUAGCUUGGUAUAACAUUAUCCUCUUUGUAAUACUGAAAAUGUGUUUUUUAAAAAUCAAUUCAGGAUGCUUUGCACCGAGGGUGUCUAAGUCGGGCAACUUUUAAGACUUGUGGAUUUCAACUCCCAGAAUUCCCCAACCAGCAUGACUGGGGAAUUCUGGGAGUUGGAAGUCCACAAGUCUUAAAACGUUACCAAGAUUGGACCUUGCUGCUUUAUAUCUUCUCGUUCUAAUAUCCCAGAUUUGUAACUUUUCCAAGAUUGGUGUCCUAAUUUUCGAUGUAAAAUGUAGUCUCUUGGUUAUUGUGAAUCUCUUAUUGUGUAGAGGGACUUUCUAGUUGUGGUUGAAUAAAUUUAGAUGGCUGUGUAAGGGA
Notechis scutatus (mainland tiger snake) is the source of this 1294-nucleotide messenger RNA. It is a transcript of the gene SMIM22, whose product is annotated as small integral membrane protein 22. Gene Ontology annotation, biological process: regulation of cell population proliferation. The record is from RefSeq and is a predicted model, not a curated record. NCBI's taxonomy places the organism in Eukaryota, Metazoa, Chordata, Lepidosauria, Squamata, Elapidae.